Messenger RNA from Cyprinus carpio (common carp), 2744 nucleotides. RefSeq lists its product as uncharacterized. Lineage: Eukaryota; Metazoa; Chordata; Actinopteri; Cypriniformes; Cyprinidae. The record is from RefSeq and is a predicted model, not a curated record.
GUGUGUUUGUCAAACACCAUCAACCCUCAGAGGAAGAAGAGUAGUUUCACCGCGCUCUCUGUUGGUUUGUUGUGAUUCUGGUUUAAUACAAACUGUUAAGAAAUGUAGUUUCUGUAAAAAGAAAAAUACAGUUUUUGAAUCAGGUCAGUAAAUGUAUGUAAUGUUCUCAUCAUCAUAGUCGUGUCUAAGUGUUAAAUCAAGCAGGGAUAUCUGGAGGAGUAUCAGCUGAACUGAGAGCUGCGGUGAAGAUGGUGUUUGUUAAAGAGGAGUGUGAGGAGAACACAAGUGAACCAGAACCCUGGAAAAUAAAACAUGAGGAACCAGAAACCUGGAGAAUAAAACAAGAGGAACCAGACCCCUGGAGAAUAAAACAAGAGGAACCAGAAACCUGGAGAAUAAAACACGAGGAACAAGGAGAGUUGAUUGAAGAUAAUGAGAAAGAAGAAUUGAGUGAAUCUGAGGAGGAAAAUCAUGCCAGAAGUGGAGAAAAACCCAAACAGAAAGAUUUAAAGAAAAGAGCCAAGGAAUCUUUCACCUGCACUCAGUGUGGAAAGAGUUUCGCAUACAAAUGUUUUCUUGAGCGACACAUGAGAGUUCAUACUGGAGAGAAACCGUUCACUUGUGAUCAGUGUGGGAAGAGUUUCUCACACUCGUCUUACCUUAAGAAACACAUGAACAUCCACACUGAAAAGAAACUGUAUGCAUGUGAUCAGUGCGGAAAAACAUUUUUGUGGGCCUCAGUCCUGAAGAAACACCUGAGAGUUCAUACAAAAGAGAAGCCACAUUCAUGUCAUUUGUGUGGAAAGAGUUUUUCUCUUCUACAAAAUUUGAAAAAACAUCAGAAAAUACAUACUGGGGUGAGAGAGUACAUGUGCUUUGAGUGUGAAAAGACUUUUACUUCAGCAUACUGUUUAAAACUGCAUGACAGGAUCCACACUGGAGAAAAACCUUACAAGUGUUCACACUGUGACAAGAGAUUCAAUCAGUCAUCACAUCUGAAAACACACGAGAGUAUCCACACUACAGAGAAACCGAACACUUGUGAUCAGUGCGGGAUGAGUUUCACACAAUCAGCUAAACUUAAGCUACACAUGAACAUUCACAAGCGGCACACAUGUGAUCAGUGCGGCAAAACAUUUUUGUGGGCUUCAGACCUGAAGAAACACCUGAAAGUUCAUUCAAAGGAGGAGCCACAUUCAUGUCAUUUGUGUGGAAAGAGUUUUUCAUUACUACAAAGUUUGAACAAACAUCAGAAAAUACAUACUGGUGUGAAAGAAAGUACAUGUGCUUUGAGUGUGAAAACACUUUUACUUCAGCUUAGGGCUGCACGAUAAUGGUUAAACUGAUAAUCACGAUUAGUUUGAUAAAAAUUAUAAUCACGAUUAUUAAUAACCAUUCAAUGCAAUAACAUUUCAUGUCUCUUUAAACCAAUCUCUACUGACUACAUAUACACUGACUUCAUUUAGCCAACUAUGAUAAUAUGAAACUCAUGGUUUGGUUAGUGUUUUGUAAUCUGUAUUAACAUUAGAUUUUCUAAGUGACAAUUUGUUUGCAAAUAAAACAAGCCACUCAGAUCGCGCAGUAAAUUUGCUCGAAGAUUGUUAAUACACACUGAUAAUAACACUGUCAUGAUGUACUAAAUAACUUGUAACCUGGUAAAAACCUUAGUAUAUAUAAUAAUAUAAUAAUUCCAAUUUAUGUACAUUUCCCCCCAUUGUAUUGCCACAGGUAGCAAAAAUAAAUGGCUUGUGAAAAAACAUCUUCAGAACACAGAUUUUGGUGCCUCAUUUCGGUGCCACUUAAAUGCAUGAGCGAUCGAUUUAAAUAUUUGUCCACUGGUUCUCUGAAACAAACCUAAGAAGCAUCAUCACUGUGAACAAUAAUUUCCCGACUGAGAAAAUGCAUGUGAACGCAAGUCGAAAAGCUGUGAUGAUACAAAGCCAACAAAUCUUUGUAGUAAUGCGAGUGUCCAUGUUGUUUUUACAUUCUGACUUUAAAGCACAGCUCGGGAAAUGAGAGCAUUCUUGGAGCGUGUUAAUGCAGUAAUUACACUUGCUCUGACAGCAACCUAUCAUUAGCUAGCUAAGCUAAACACGCUUAAAUUAAAAUGCCUAAAGCUAAACUUCCCUUGCAAUGAUGUUUCUAAUUCUAUUGUCCAACAAAAGAGAGCAUUAUAACCUUUGUACUCUACAACACCAGUCAAAUGCUUCCUUUUGUGAUCUGCUAUGGGUUCUUGUCACAAAAUGAGGCACAACAGAUGUUCUAUACUGUAAAAAAAGCUAUGCUGAUUAGCAAUGAAUUAUAAAUAUACCAAAUUAUGGAAAUACAAGAGAUGGCUUGAAUAAUAUAUAUUGUCCACUUCCAAGGCAGCGUGAGUUCACCUUUUACUGCAGAAGCCGACAAGCACCCUUUUCUCACAAUUUCAAUACACAUCACACACACACAUAAAGAUAUUUUCUUUAUUUAGGCAAUCAUUAAGCAGUUAUAAAUGUAUCUGGUAUAUGCACGUGUUGUAUGUAUGUUCCUCUAUUAUAUAAACCUAGUUACAACACUUUAUUUGUAUUAAGCCCUAUUCGCACAGGAUUAGUAUUACCUGGUGAUCUCCAGUCAUCUGUAAUAACUGCGGAGGUUGUCUGUGAUCUUAAUCCCGUGCGAAUCGGCCAUGUCUGUAAUUUGUAAAGUAAAAAUUCCCCUGCAAAAGACCUACCAUAUUUCGCCGAACACCGAGGUCCUGUGAUAAUAUU